AUGGGCACCGAGGAUGAAGGCCCAGCGCCAGAUUGCCAGCAGCAGUUCCAGGCUGCAGUCAGCGUCAUUCAGAGCUUGCCCAAGAACGGCUCUUACCGUCCCUCCUACGAAGAGAUGCUGCGGUUCUACAGCUACUACAAACAAGCUACCAUGGGGCCCUGCCUGGUUCCGAGGCCUGGUUUCUGGGACCCUAUUGGACGCUAUAAGUGGGAUGCCUGGAACAGCCUGGGCAAGAUGAGCAGGGAGGAAGCCAUGUCCGCCUAUAUUGCUGAGAUGAAGGUGGUGGCACAGAAGGUGAUCGACACAGUGCCACUGGGUGAGGUAGCAGAGGACAUGUUUGGUUACUUCGAGCCUCUGUACCAGAUGAUCCCUGACAUGCCAAGACCCCCAGAAGCCUUCCUGAGAAGAGUUACAGGUCAGAAGGAGCAGGUGCUGAACGGAAAUGGUGGGGCUAAUAAGGAACUUCCGUGCCCCCCUAAGGACCCCACCUCUCCGGGCCCAGAAUCCCAACCUCCCAGGGAUCUGGACUCUGAGGUUUUUUGUGACUCCCUGGAGCAGCUGGAGCCAGAGCUGGGCUGGGCUGAGCAGAGGGGAGCUCCAGGAGAGACCAACAGCAGGACCAGCCCUGGGCCCACUGCCUCCAGGGAAAAAGAGGACUUGAGGGGUAACUUGCUGGGACCCCAGGAACUGGACACAUGGCUGGUGGGGACAGUUCGAGCUCUACAAGAAAGCAUGCAGGAUGUCCAGGGGAGACUGCAGAGCCUGGAGAGCAUGCCUCGCCCCCACAAACAGAGACCUCCACCCAGUGCCAGACCAUGGCCCCUCAGGCUCUCGGGUCCCACGCUGCUCUUCUUCCUCCUGUGGCCCUUCGUUGUCCAGUGGCUCUUCAGACAGUUUCGGACCCUGAGGAGGUGA
Molecule: messenger RNA, 915 nt
Organism: Elephantulus edwardii (Cape elephant shrew)
Lineage: Eukaryota; Metazoa; Chordata; Mammalia; Macroscelidea; Macroscelididae
Gene: ACBD4
Product: acyl-CoA binding domain containing 4
Exons: 9
Coding region: 1-915 (304 amino acids)
Biological process (GO): fatty acid metabolic process
Molecular function (GO): fatty-acyl-CoA binding
Source: RefSeq, a predicted model, not a curated record